AAUUCAGGUCUAUGAUCCCGCAUUGUUUUGCAAUCAACGGUCUUUUUUUCAAAAAAUAUACUAUUCUAAAGAUUAUCAAAUUGCCGAGCAUUUGA
Messenger RNA from Oikopleura dioica, 95 nucleotides. Lineage: Eukaryota; Metazoa; Chordata; Appendicularia; Copelata; Oikopleuridae. The record is from the annotation of a GenBank genome assembly.